AUGAAGGAGGCAGCACUGGUGCGGCAGUUGGUAAGCGCACGUCUUGAGGAGCUUGCGGCAUUGAAGGAGAAGUUGGAGCAAAUCAGCACGGGUCUGGAGAUGAUCAUGAAGGCUCAACUAGAGGUCCAAGCCCUUAUCGAAGAGAGGGAGGAGCACCGGUACGAAUUAUCUGAGACUGUUAAAGAUGAAAACGUGACCCUAUCUCGCAUGGAGACGCUAUCGUUUGGAAUGUUGCUGGAGCUCCUGGUGAACAAGCUGACUGCUGUCGGCAUCGCUGCCACUACGCUGGCAGCUGGCAACCUCGGGCAGGUCUUUGAGCCCGUUCUCGUGCCUCAUGAAACCCGAACAUGGAAGAUACAAGUGAGCUCGGACCCUUCCUGUGCGGAGGUCAAGCUCGCACCCGCUCCAGGUCUUGUGCUCUACGGCCAAGAGGUCAAUGAACAGUCCCCUCAGCCCACGUGGUCGCUAGCCACGUUCCCAGCUACCCUAUGCCUCGCCAACGCAUCAUGA
This is a messenger RNA of Phytophthora infestans T30-4, 510 nucleotides long. RefSeq lists its product as uncharacterized. The coding region runs from base 1 to 510 and encodes 169 amino acids. The record is from RefSeq and is a predicted model, not a curated record. Lineage: Eukaryota; Oomycota; Peronosporomycetes; Peronosporales; Peronosporaceae. The transcript has 3 exons.